Molecule: messenger RNA, 702 nt
Organism: Aedes albopictus (Asian tiger mosquito)
Lineage: Eukaryota; Metazoa; Arthropoda; Insecta; Diptera; Culicidae
Exons: 1
Coding region: 1-702 (233 amino acids)
Source: RefSeq, a predicted model, not a curated record
AUGUCGAAACCCGUCACGAGGAGUGCGGAUUCCCUGAAGUCGUUGACUACAAAACUGAAGGGACUCAAAUUAUCUUUAAGUAAUAUUUGCGUAUUCGUUAAAAACUUCAAAGACGAUACUACCGCUGCUCAAAUCAAUGUCCGCCUUGAGAAGUUGGAUACGCUAUGGGUACAGAUUAGUGAAACUGUUUGGGAAAUCGAAGCGCACGAAGAUUUCGAGGAACAAGAAAGCCUUCAGACCAGCCAAGUGGAAAUGGAGAACCGCUACUACGAUGCGAAAUCGUUUCUAGUGGAGAAGGCUCAAGCGUUUCAGAGCGAUGCUAAUCAGAACCAAACGCUUCAUCCUGGAGACGCCACUCUACAUGGCGUGAUGGACCACGUUCGGCUGCCUCAAAUCAAGCUACAAUGUUUUGAUGGCAACAUCGAUGACUGGUUGAGUUUCAGGGAUCUCUACACUUCCUUGAUUCACGAGAAACCAGAUCUACCGGCAGUGGAGAAGUUUCACUACCUCAAAGGGUGCCUGGCAGGUGAGGCAAAGGCACUGAUCGAUCCGCUAAAGAUUACGAGGGACAAUUACCUGGUUGCUUGGCAGACGUUGCUAAAACGCUAUAAUAACAACAAGCUUCUUAAGAAGAAGCAGGUGCAAGCGAUGAUCAAAUUGCCGUCGCUCAUCAAGGAGUCAGCCACGGAUCUCCACAAAUGA